Messenger RNA from Encephalitozoon romaleae SJ-2008, 1896 nucleotides. RefSeq lists its product as hypothetical. The record is from RefSeq and is a predicted model, not a curated record. The coding region runs from base 1 to 1896 and encodes 631 amino acids. NCBI's taxonomy places the organism in Eukaryota, Fungi, Microsporidia, Unikaryonidae. The transcript has a single exon.
AUGAAGAGCAUUCAUGUAAGCCAGCUGAGGUCUGGGUCGUUCAAUCUGACAAGUCUUGUUGAGGAGUUUGUCGACAUCAGAGAGGACAACAUCUUCCAGACACAUGCUAAUCUGGUGGAGCUUGUUGGGGACCUUGAAAACAUAAGGGAAGGCCUAUUUUUCAAGAGAGAAAAGCUCAACACAAAGCUUCGCACGAUUCAGGAAGGGCUAAAGCUGGAUAAGAUUGAUGACCUGAACAGAGAGAUAGGCCGGAUAGUUCUGGAACCGCUUGGGACAUCGAGGAAUGUGCUGGAAAGAAACAAAGAAAUAAAUCAUCUAAAGAGGAUGGAGAAGGCAGUGAAGUAUCUAAUGGAGAUUGAGAAAGGGAAUUUCAAGGUUCUUGAUAGUCUUAUAACAAGUGACAGUGAGGAAGACUGGAGAUUCUUAUGUUUCCUUCUAUACAAUAUUUCAAAGAUUGGUGAUGAUAACGGAGAACUUCAGGAGUACAAUAAAGCAGUCGAAGAUAAGAUGCUUAGUGUGUUUGAAACAGGGAAUAAACAAAACAACAAAACAAUGAUGCAGUCUGCCUAUAAUUCCUUGCUUGAAAUGGGCAAGGAGAGCUUUCUUGUCCAUUCAUACAUAUAUUCUUUGGACUUAUUCAAAGAACCUGUAAGUAUGGAGUACAGAAAGGAAAGCAUCAUAGACCUUGAUUUCCACACAACGAGCCACAGUACGUUUGUAGAAUUGAUAGAUAAGAUCAGAGAUGCAUAUGAUUCGAAAUUCAGAGAUAUUGGAGAUAUUUUUGUAAAUACAAAAGAUGUGUAUAAGAUAAUACACAAGAAGGUGUAUGGCGACGUUAUUUCCACAGCGCUAGGAGACUACCUCAAGGAUACAGGGCCUUGCAUGUUUCUCCUGGGGCUUGAAAGCUGCUAUAAAAACCUUCGAAUACUCGGAUCGUUUAUUGAGACAAUAGAUCCGGAUUUUGACGGGUCUAAUGCUACCGAGGACCUUAUUUCUCAAUACACCAGAAUAGCGAUUGACAAGGAAAAGACCUUUUUUGAUCAGAUUUAUGAGAUUCUUGUUCUUCAGAAGCAAAGCGAGACAAAAUACAUCAUUCUUGGAGAGGAAGCAGGUAGGGCUACUGAUAGCAUAUUUGUGUAUAAACAACUCCUCAAUACCAUAAGCUUUGCCUUUGAGAGAUCCAAUAGGUUUUACAGUGAUUCCGAGGAAGAUGAGCUUAUUGAUUUCUUUUCUCGGAAGAUAAAUGCAUUUGUUGGGUCUGUUUACGAUUCAACACAAAGUAAGUUUGAAGUGAUAAGAAUACUUCAAUUUAUAUAUCUGGUGACAAGAAAAUACUUUGGAGAUAAGUUCUGGAAGCUUGAAACCUUCCGAGAAAAAAUCAAUAGGAAGCUCAAGGAUGCAUUUGAAGAUCAGGUAGAAACAUGCGCGAUGAGAAUUGGUGUUAGGAUUAAGCAGGAAACGUUUGGAAACCUUGAGGGGUGUGAAAGAGUGAUAGAGGUUGUAAGACACGAAAUUGUAAAGGCUUCAGAGGCAUCGAUAAAAGGAGAAAAUUUCAGGAUCCUGAUAAAUCGAAUUCUCUGCCUCCUCCAUUCUGCAUUAUAUGGUAGAAUAUUGCAGCUUACAUUUGACGAGAAGCAAUCCAGGAACAUGGUGGAAUAUGUCACCAAGAUCUUAGAAUUUGCUAAGGAACUUGGGAGUGCUGAUGCUAUUCAGAAGUUCUCUGACCUUCAGAACCUGGCCAUUCUGAUAUCUAUCUCUGAAGGAGAUUUCGAAUCAUUCUAUAACUCGUUAGUGGGGAGGAUACCUGAUGAUGAGAUUCUGAAAGCACUAAGGUGUAGAAGAGACAAGGAAAGGAUAGAAAAGAAAACAUCUAUAUUUGAUGGGAAGGAGACGUGA